Pocillopora verrucosa is the source of this 3333-nucleotide messenger RNA. The record is from RefSeq and is a predicted model, not a curated record. Lineage: Eukaryota; Metazoa; Cnidaria; Anthozoa; Scleractinia; Pocilloporidae.
AUGACACCUUUCAUGAGCAUCGCCUUACUUGUUGCCCUGUUCUUGCUCAACUCAGAUCGCAUUCAGAAAGCCAUUGAGAUAUGCAGCGAAUGUUAUGGAAUUAUGCUUUAUAAACUUGGCAAAAGCCUAAAAGCAAAGGAAUAUGUUGAGAAGGCCCUUGCCAUAACAACCAAAAUUGGCGACAGAAGCGGAGAAGCAUCAUGUUAUGGAAACUUAGGUACUGUGUUUGUGUCGCUUGGCCAAUACGACAAGGCUGAAGAGUAUCUCCAAAAAGCGCUUGUCAUCACAACUGAAAUUGGCGACAGAGAAGGGGAGGCAGCUAACUAUGGAAACCUAGGUACUGUGUUUAAGUCGCUUGGCCAAUACGACAAGGCUGAAGAGUAUCUCCAAAAAGCGCUUGUCAUCACAACUGAAAUUGGCGACAGACAAAAGGAAGCAUCAUGUUAUGGAAACCUAGGUACUGUGUUUAUCUUUGUUGGCCAAUACGACAAAGCUGAAGAGUAUCUCCAAAAAGCGCUAGUCAUCACAACUGAAAUUGGCGACAGACAAAAGGAAGCAUCAUGUUAUGGAAACCUAGGUACUGUGUUUAAGUUGCUUGGCCAAUACGACAAGGCUGAAGAGUAUCUCCAAAAAGCGCUAGUCAUCACAACUGAAAUUGGCGACAGAAAAGGGGAGGCAGCUAACUAUGGAAACCUAGGUACUGUGUUUAUGUCCGUUGGCCAAUACGACAAGGCUGAAGAGUAUCUCCAAAAAGCGCUUGUCAUCACAACUGAAAUUGGCGACAGAAAAGGGGAAGCAUCAUGUUAUGGGAACCUAGGUACUGUGUUUGAGUCGCUUGGCCAAUACGACAAGGCUGAAGAGUAUCUCCAAAAAGCGCUUGUCAUCACAACUGAAAUUGGCGCCAGACAAAACGAAGCAUCAUGUUAUGGAAACCUAGGUACUGUGUUUGAGUCGCUUGGCCAAUACGACAAGGCUGAAGAGUAUCUCCAAAAAGCGCUUGUCAUCAGAACUGAAAUUGGCGACAAAAAAGGGGAAGCAUCAUGUUAUGGAAACCUAGGUACUGUGUUUAUGUCCGUUGGCCAAUACGACAAGGCUGAAGAGUAUCUCCAAAAAGCGCUUGUCAUCACAACUGAAAUUGGCGACAGAGAAGGGGAGGCAGCUAACUAUGGAAACCUAGGUACUGUGUUUGAGUCGCUUGGCCAAUACGACAAGGCUGAAGAGUAUCUCCAAAAAGCGCUAGUCAUCACAACUGAAAUUGGCGACAGACAAAAGGAAGCAUCAUGUUAUGGAAACCUAGGUACUGUGUUUAAGUCGCUUGGCCAAUACGACAAGGCUGAAGAGUAUCUCCAAAAAGCGCUUGUCAUCAGAACUGAAAUUGGCGACAAAAAAGGGGAAGCAUCAUGUUAUGGAAACCUAGGUACUGUGUUUAUGUCCGUUGACCAAUACGACAAGGCUGAAGAGUAUCUCCAAAAAGCGCUUGUCAUCACAACUGAAAUUGGCGACAGAGAAGGGGAGGCAGCUAACUAUGGAAACCUAGGUACUGUGUUUAAGUCGCUUGGCCAAUACGACAAGGCUGAAGAGUAUCUCCAAAAAGCGCUAGUCAUCACAACUGAAAUUGGCGACAGACAAAUGGAAGCAUCAUGUUAUGGAAACCUAGGUACUGUGUUUAGAACUGUUGGUGAUUUUGAAGCUUCGGAAGUAUGCUUGGAGAAAGCUUUAUUCAUAUCCAGAGAUAUUGGAGAUGGAAGGGGGGAGUUCGAAAUCCUCGGAAGUUACGCCGUUUUGUAUUUAUACCAAUAUAAAAUCAAAGACUCCCUGUCGUGUCUUCAUCUGUGCAUUGAAAAGUAUGAGGAGCUGAGAUAUUUCUUGGGCGCCAAUGAUCAGUUCAAAACAUCAUUUCUGGAGGACACAGGAAUAUUUCCUUACAAACUGCUUUGUACUUUGCUUUGUGACAUCGGAAAUGCUCGGGAUGCUAUUUAUGUUGAGGAGUUGGGUCGAGCUAGAGGCCUAUCAGACUUAAUGGCAGAGAAGUACUCGGUUGAAACGCACAUCUCUGCUAAUCCACAAUCUUGGUUUGGCAUUGAGAACAUUUUAAGAAAGAAAAAAAACUGUACUUGUCUGUACAUUUCCUAUGAUCAGAAUCGUCUGCAUUUGUGGAUCUUGAAAACAAGUGGAGUCCUUCACUAUAGAAGAGUAUCACCAGAAGAGAAUCUAGUUCAGGCUGGGUUACCCAAAGAUUUGCGUUUGAGUCAAUUUUUGGAUGAUAAUUUCCGGAGUCUUGGUAUUUUGCCCACUAAAGAUUGUGAAGAUCGGUCUUUAAAUACGAUUAAAUUGCAACCUCUCUCCCCCGCGCAAAAGAGCUCAGCAAGAUUGCGACUCGUGGAGGAGGACGAGGACGAGGACGAGGAAGAGAAAGUGAUUUCAAGUCUACAUUUGUGUUACAAAAUGUUCAUUGCGCCCGUUUAUGAUUUACUUGAUGAGCCUGAAGUCAUUAUUGUUCCUGACCGCAGGUUGUACAAAGUUCCCUUUGCUGCCCUGAGUGAAAAGGAAGGAGCCGAAUACUUGUCAGAGACCCAUAAGAUCCGUAUCAUUCCUUCGUUGACAACACUCAAGAACAUUCAAGAUAGUCCAGAGGACUAUCACAGCAACACUGGUGCCCUGGUAAUAGGCAAUCCCAAGGUUAAUUGGCUGCAACCAUUGCCAGCUGCGAGAAAGGAAGCGGAGAUGGUCGGACGACUGGUGGGUGUUCCGCCUCUAGUUGAAGAGAAAGCAACGAAGCAGGCGGUACUUGAGCGGAUAAGUUCAGUGAGCUUGAUACAUUUUGCUGCCCAUGGUAACGCGGAAAGAGGAGAAAUUGCACUCUCCCCCAUUCCUACUCCCAACAGUCAAAACGCUAUCUCGAAGGAAGCUUACAUGUUGACGAUGGCUGAUGUCUCACGAGUGAAAGUCAGAGCUAAACUGGUGGUACUUAGCUGCUGUCACAGUGGAAGUGGAGAGAUAAGAGCCGAGGGAGUAAUAGGAAUUGCCCGUGCGUUCUUAGGAUCCGGUGCUCGCUCGGUGUUGGUUGCGCUGUGGGCCAUUCCAGACUCAGCAACAAAGCAGCUGAUGAGUCGGUUCUACGAACACCUCAUUGAAGGUGGAAGUGCCAGUGAAUCCCUUCAUCAUGCCAUGAAGUGGAUGAGAAAAAACGGCUUGAACAAAAUGUCUGAGUGGGCUUCGUUUACGCUGAUUGGAGAUGAUGUGAGACUCGACUUUGACACGCAGAGGAAAAAAGACCCCGAUAGAGUAAAUAAUGACAAGUACUCGAAGGGAACAGAGUUAAAAGACUUUUAG